AUGCUACCGCCAUUCCUCAAGCCAAUAUCAAAAGUAGAGCAAAACGAAUCGUACCCUUUCGCUGCUGUAUAUACCCACUCCGAAAAUCUUGGCAAGAGUGAAUCUUAUUCUCUAUGGUGGCCAUGGCGAGCGGCUAAUACCCAACCCAGUGUUGUCUUGCUAUUCGUACCUGGCAACCCGGGUCUAGCUGAUUUUUAUAUCCCAUAUCUCUCGCACAUUUCUGAAUCGGCUCCAGACUCUCUAGCAAUUCUAGCUCAUUCACUCAUCGGUCAUUCUCCACGAGUUGCCGCCACACCCUUGGCUUUCUCUCGGCUUGAAGCGCAAGUUGAAGGAAUAAUUGAGAUUGUCGACAACAUUGAUCACACUUUUGGUUCUGCUACGAGUAUUGUGCUUAUUGGACAUAGCGUUGGCGCAUGGAUAGUAUUGCAAGCACUUAGAGAACGCUCACAAAGGAUAACUAGCGCAUUUCUUCUAUUCCCAACCAUUGCACAUAUUGCGCGGACGCCAAAUGGGUCUCGCUUUUCGUGGUUAUUUCAUGGGCCUAUCCCUCACAUACUGGCAUCCAUGUCUCUGAUAUUCCGAGUAAUUCCGAAAAGAACCAUAUCCCUUCUUUUCCGAGGCUGGCCAGAUGAUCAAGUCAAAGUGCUCUGGUCGUUUCUGAAUUCACCGUCCUCGAUCUUAGCUGCUCUGACAAUGGCGCGAGAAGAAAUGGCUACCAUAAAGGAUCUUGACAAGGUUCUGCUGCAUGAAGUAAAGGACAGGCUUUACUUCUUCCUUGCAGAGGCGGAUGACUGGGUUGGAAUAAACAAGGAUGCCAUUUUGAGGGAGAUGAGCGACGACCUUCACUCCGUUCGUGUUGUCCACGGCCAGCAUGGUAUACCACAUGCAUAUUGUAUCAGUUAG
Molecule: messenger RNA, 903 nt
Organism: Fomitiporia mediterranea MF3/22
Lineage: Eukaryota; Fungi; Basidiomycota; Agaricomycetes; Hymenochaetales; Hymenochaetaceae
Exons: 4
Coding region: 1-903 (300 amino acids)
Biological process (GO): lipid storage
Cellular component (GO): lipid droplet
Molecular function (GO): lipase activity
Source: RefSeq, a predicted model, not a curated record